CUGUUGUUCUUGAUACAUACUUAUUUCAUCAAGCUCAAUUAUUUUCCUACAAUCAGUUUUAAUGUUGAUUUUGUAUUUAAAAGAUUGGUGUUCGUCCUGAUAUAAACAAGCAUAUAGUGAAAGAAUUAAUAUUUUAAUAUAUAGUGAAUGUAUACCUACAUAUGUACUAAGUAAAUAGAUAGUUUGAAUUGAUUUUUAACACAAAAAUCAGCCGGAAAAAAAAUAUCUACAUAUUAACUUGCAUAUUAUAACAUAGGAUAAAAACACUGCCACCAUUUAAAAAAAAAAUACCUGUAUUAGCGGGAGUGAGCAUCAAAAAAUAAUCAAAGCAUCAACCCUAAAUUCCAAAUUUCUACCACUUAGGAUACCCACUUUAAAAUUCAAGACUUUUUUUCUUUAAACAUGAGCAUUCCAAGUGAUAUUAAUAUUGAUGGACCAAGAUAUGAUCCCACUACCUAUGUCAACAGAGCUAAGCAUUUUUUUUUAUUAACAAAUCCCCUAAAUUUAUUGGCAUCAAAUGCUGAAUUAGAAAGAGCUAAAGCAAUUGUUCAAAAAUAUCGCAAUAAAGAAUCUGUUCCAGAAUGUAAGACUGUAGAUGAUUUAUGGAAAGCAAAAUAUUUGUAUGAUUCGGCAUUUCACCCGGAAACUGGUGAAAAAUCUAUUUUAAUUGGAAGAAUGUCAGCUCAAGUACCUAUGAAUACUUUGAUUACAGGAUGUAUGAUGACUUUUUACAAAACAACCCCAACUGUUAUAUUUUGGCAGUGGGUAAAUCAAACAUUUAAUGCAGUUGUCAACUAUACAAAUCGAUCUGGAGCAGAUCCUGUACCAAAAGAACAAUUAGUUAAAUCAUACUGUUUCGCAACGGGUGGUGCUUUAGCUACUGCAUUGACAUUUAAUCGUUUGGUAAAGAAUUUGAACCCAUUAAUUGGAAGACUUGUACCUUUAAUAGCGGUUGCGUCUGCAAAUUGCAUAAACAUUCCAAUGAUGAGAUCAAUUGAACUUGAGCAAGGAACAACAAUAUAUGACGAAAAUAACAAUAUAUUGGGUCAAUCAAAAAAUGCAGCACGUACAGGAAUUACAGCAGUUGUUUUAAGUCGAAUAUCAAUGGCUUUUCCUUCGAUGUUGGCAUGUCCUAUUUUGAUGGAACGUCUGUCACGCCGAGGAUUCUUCGUAAAAUAUCCAUGGGCUCCUGCACCAGUUCAAACCCUAUUUUGUGGAUUUGUUUUGAUAUUUUCCACGCCUUUAGGAUGCGCUUUCUUUAAGCAAUGGGCCUCAAUUGACGUUUCUAAGCUAGAAAAGGAAGUUCAAGAAGAAAUUAGAAAAAAGAAUCCAGAAAUAAAAACUGUUUAUUACAAUAAAGGACUAUAAAAAGAAAAAACUAAAAA
Condylostylus longicornis is the source of this 1385-nucleotide messenger RNA. It is a transcript of the gene Sfxn1-3, whose product is annotated as sideroflexin-1-3. The record is from RefSeq and is a predicted model, not a curated record. Bases 403 to 1368 code for a protein of 321 amino acids. Gene Ontology annotation, molecular function: monoatomic ion transmembrane transporter activity. Lineage: Eukaryota; Metazoa; Arthropoda; Insecta; Diptera; Dolichopodidae. The transcript has 8 exons. Gene Ontology annotation, cellular component: mitochondrial inner membrane. Gene Ontology annotation, biological process: monoatomic ion transport; serine import into mitochondrion.